GUCACCCGGGGCCCUGCGCGCGGUGUUGCAGCGGGUGCUUUGGAGGCCGCGGGCAUGGCGGGGACCGUGGUGCUGGACGACGUGGAGCUGCGGGAGGCGCAGAGAGACUACCUGGACUUCUUGGACGACGAGGAGGACCAGGGAAUUUACCAGAGCAAAGUUCGGGAGCUGAUCAGUGACAACCAAUAUCGGCUGAUCGUCAACGUGAACGAUCUGCGUAGGAAAAAUGAAAAGAGGGCCAACCGCCUCCUGAACAAUGCCUUUGAGGAGCUGGUUGCCUUUCAGCGGGCCUUAAAAGACUUUGUGGCCUCCAUUGAUGCUACCUAUGCCAAGCAGUACGAGGAGUUCUACAUAGGACUGGAAGGCAGCUUCGGCUCUAAACAUGUCUCUCCCCGGACUCUUACUUCCUGCUUCCUCAGCUGCGUGGUCUGUGUGGAGGGCAUUGUCACCAAGUGUUCUCUAGUGCAUCCCAAAGUUGUCCGCAGCGUCCACUACUGCCCUGCAACCAAGAAGACCAUAGAGCGACGUUACUCUGACCUCACCACCCUGGUGGCUUUUCCAUCCAGUUCAGUUUAUCCCACUAAGGAUGAGGAGAACAACCCCCUUGAGACAGAGUACGGCCUGUCUGUGUACAAGGACCACCAGACCAUCACCAUCCAGGAGAUGCCAGAGAAGGCCCCUGCCGGCCAGCUUCCCCGCUCCGUGGACGUCAUCUUGGACGAUGAUUUGGUGGAUAAAGUGAAGCCUGGUGACCGAAUCCAGGUGGUGGGGACCUACCGCUGCCUUCCUGGGAAGAAGGGAGGCUACACCUCAGGAACCUUCAGGACUGUCCUCAUUGCCUGUAACGUGAAGCAGAUGAGCAAGGAUGUUCAGCCUUCAUUCUCUGCCGAGGACAUAGCCAAGAUCAAGAAGUUCAGUAAAACCCGUUCCAAGGAUAUCUUUGACCAGCUGGCCAGGUCGUUGGCCCCUAGCAUCCAUGGGCAUGACUAUGUCAAGAAAGCAAUCCUCUGCUUGCUCUUAGGAGGGGUGGAACGAGACCUUGAAAACGGCAGCCACAUCCGUGGGGAUAUCAACAUCCUCCUGAUAGGAGACCCGUCGGUUGCCAAGUCCCAGCUGCUGAGGUAUGUACUUUGCACCGCACCCCGGGCCAUCCCCACCACCGGCCGAGGCUCUUCUGGAGUGGGUCUGACAGCCGCUGUCACUACAGACCAGGAAACAGGGGAGCGCCGCCUGGAAGCAGGGGCCAUGGUCCUGGCUGACCGGGGGGUGGUUUGUAUCGAUGAGUUUGACAAGAUGUCUGACAUGGACCGCACAGCCAUCCACGAGGUGAUGGAGCAGGGCCGCGUGACCAUCGCGAAGGCUGGCAUCCACGCCCGGCUGAACGCCCGCUGCAGUGUGCUGGCUGCUGCCAAUCCCGUCUAUGGCAGGUAUGAUCAGUACAAGACCCCCAUGGAGAACAUCGGGCUCCAGGACUCGCUGCUGUCCCGCUUUGACCUGCUCUUCAUCAUGUUGGACCAGAUGGAUCCUGAGCAGGAUCGGGAGAUCUCGGACCACGUCCUGAGGAUGCACCGUUACCGAGCCCCGGGCGAGCAGGAUGGCGAUGCUAUGCCACUGGGUAGUGCUGUUGAGAUCCUGGCCACAGAUGAUCCCGACUUCAGCCAAGAUGACACGCAGGACACCCAGAUUUACGAGAAGCACGACAACCUUCUGCAUGGGACCAAGAAGAAAAAGGAGAAGGUGGUGAGCGCGGCAUUCAUGAAGAAGUACAUCCACGUGGCCAAGAUCAUCAAGCCCGUGCUGACACAGGAGUCAGCUGCCUACAUUGCAGAAGAGUACUCGCGCCUGCGCAGCCAGGACAGCAUGAGCUCGGACACCGCCCGGACAUCUCCAGUUACAGCGCGGACACUGGAAACUCUGAUUCGGUUGUCCACGGCCCAUGCGAAGGUCCGCAUGAGCAAGACUGUGGAUCUGCAGGAUGCCCAGGACGCUGUGGAGCUGGUACAGUACGCUUACUUCAAGAAGGUUCUGGAGAAGGAGAAGAAGCGGAAGAAGCAAAGUGAGGAUGAAUCAGAGACAGAGGAUGAAGAGGAGAAAAGCCAGGAGGACCAGGAGCAGAAGAGGAAGAGGAGGAAGACUCAUCAGUCAGGUACCCAGGACGGGGACUCAUAUGACCCCUAUGACUUCAGCAAUGCUGAGCAGGAGAUGCCUCAAGUGCACACUCCAAAGACAACAGACUCGCAAGAGACCCAGGAGACUCAGGAGACCCAGGAGUCCCAGAAGGUGGAGUUGAGCGAGGCCAGAUUGAAGGCGUUCAAGGCGGCCCUGUUGGACGUGUUCCGGGAGGCUCACGCGCAGUCUGUGGGCAUGCAGCACCUCACCGAGUCCGUCAGUCGGGGUAGAGACGAGCCCUUCUCUGCCGAGGAGAUCCGGGCUGCGCUGAGCAGGAUGCAGGACGACAACCAGGUCAUGGUGUCUGAGGGCAUCAUCUUCCUCAUCUGAGGAUUCCUCUCGGAACUGGAUGUCGGGCCAAGAAGGCUCCUCCCGAGUGCCGCCCUCUCUCCAGCCUCUGCCUUCAUAUUCCGGGUAGCUUUCAAUGGCUGAAGUCAAGGGACCUGGGUGAGGGAAGUCACUCAGGACUUGGCGAGAGCUCUGAGUGGGUAGCGAAAACUGUCAUGGGGUAAGGAAAGAGGACUAAGCGGAUGACAGGGACUCUUGGAAAACCGUUUCCCAACUUUCUUUUAUAAAUAACGUGACUUUUGUGUUACGUUUUGGGGCACCUCUGGUUUCUGUUUAUCCUUGCUUCCUGUGUUUUUUUGACUUUUUUUUUUUUUUAAUUCUCCAAAGCACUGGUCUAGAAAAGGCUUUGAGACGUUCUAUACUGUUGGAAACAGGCUACAAGCAGAUCAUGAAGGUUCUUUGCAAAAAGA
This is a messenger RNA of Jaculus jaculus (lesser Egyptian jerboa), 2927 nucleotides long. It is a transcript of the gene Mcm3, whose product is annotated as minichromosome maintenance complex component 3. Bases 55 to 2499 code for a protein of 814 amino acids. Gene Ontology annotation, molecular function: ATP binding; single-stranded DNA helicase activity; single-stranded DNA binding. The record is from RefSeq and is a predicted model, not a curated record. The transcript is spliced from 17 exons. Gene Ontology annotation, biological process: DNA strand elongation involved in DNA replication; DNA replication; mitotic DNA replication initiation. Gene Ontology annotation, cellular component: MCM complex; nucleus. Lineage: Eukaryota; Metazoa; Chordata; Mammalia; Rodentia; Dipodidae.